Messenger RNA from Onychostoma macrolepis, 5307 nucleotides. RefSeq names its product growth factor independent 1A transcription repressor b (gene gfi1ab). The record is from RefSeq and is a predicted model, not a curated record. The transcript is spliced from 6 exons. Gene Ontology annotation, cellular component: nucleus. Bases 3013 to 4206 code for a protein of 397 amino acids. NCBI's taxonomy places the organism in Eukaryota, Metazoa, Chordata, Actinopteri, Cypriniformes, Cyprinidae.
AAUUCCUGAUGGCAAAUGAGCCCGUGUCAAAUUUAAAGUGAUUGUUAGGUAUAAAACGUAGCCUAAUUCUUAAAUCAGGGUUUCGCUGACAGCAAAAUCACAGUUCGCGCGUUUCCAGUUAUGCAUGAAGUUUCAUACUGUAGUCUACCUACGAAUUUAACAUUAAUAAAUCUCAUUGACUCAUCUCAGCACUGUUUUAUCAGUCAAAUGUAAACGAUUUGAUUUGCAGCGUUUGGUAGUCUAUUUCGUUGAUGGUUGUCAAUUAGAACGUACAUGAACGAACACCUAUUUGAGAAAAGGCAUCGCUUUAUUUUGGUAGGACGUUUUUGGUUGUUCGGAGAAUUUUUUUUUUCUGUAGCUAUUAAUUAUGCACUGUAUUUUAGAAGUGUAAUAGCUAUAAUGCUCAUUACAUUACAAUUUAUAUUCAGGGGAAAAAAAGAAGCAACAAGACUACAAUCAGGAUUUUUUUUUCUUCUUUUUUUUUUUUUUUUUUUGCUACUUUGCAGUUUAGCUAUUUUAUUCUGAGAGUUGCUUUAUGGAUCGUUACACUGACGAAAAGUAGGCCUAUUUGGUGCCGAGAUUCAGUUAUUUUUCCCGUUAUUAUGUGUUCUGUACGUACCUUUGGGUUUCUGUUACUUUCGUUAUUUGGGAUAAAUAGGCUAAUAUAUCCAAUAUAUGAUUUUCGUGAUGAAGCACAAAGCAAAAGUGAGAUAAUGUUUGUGCAUCAGUCAGGAUAUUGCCUAUAGUUUCCUUACAUUAUCGGUAUCCUAUCUACCGGAUGCCCUGCGGUGGUAUGUCUAAUCGACGGAGGGCACAUUGCGCUUUGAUUUCCUGGGCUUCGCACACUCUUCUACAGAUCCUGGACUGUGUGAUUGUAGGUAUGCUAUCAGUGUAGCUUACUGAUGGGCGAGACAGAUUUCAUAAAUCCAUGCAGACUGGUCAAAAAGUGAUCUAAACUUGAAAAAAAAAAAAAAAGUUGAAGCAGUAACUUACAUAACGGUUUGCCCACAUAAUUUCCCAGCUUUUUUCUCUCAAUAUGACAGACUGCAGAAGCCUAUAUUGCGCUCUAUGUAGGCUAAGUGAAGUGAAGCGAUUAACUUAGGAGACGGCUGUCACGAGUCAGAGGCAGGUGAGACGCAGACUGAUGGACUGGCUGUGGGCUCCCACUGAUUGUCUGCCGCACGAGCUGAAUGCGUGUCCCUGUUGUGUCCACGACAGAUCACCAGCGUCCUCUCUGAACAAGGCAGCUCUGUUCACUGAGCAGCCACGAAACUCGAGAACACCGUGACCCCGCUGGCGUGUGGACAGCUUUAUUCCAAGGCUACAAAAACCAAGUUUUACCAUAUCGCUUUGAUCAUGCCCGAUUAAUGAACCUAUAGUCAAUUAAAAAAUCAAGAGCAGCAUGUUAAGAAUAAGAUGUUUAACUUCAAGGAGCAUUUUAAUUUCGGCAUAAACUAGACUUAAAAUGGUUGAUUUUGCAUUUUGAAAAUGUAAAUAAUUAUUUAAAUUAGGCUAAAUAUUUCAUUAAAAAUUAAACUUCAGAAAAUUGAGCCAUCUCAGUUGUUUAAUGUCAUGUAGGCUAUGCCUUCAAAACUGGCGUGAUGGUAAGAUUUAUUGUUAAUUUGGCCAUUUUUCGCCUUGCGCUCAAGGGCAAGACAAUUCAUUGUGUUUAUUAGAAAGAAAAUUUGAUGUUGAUAUUUCUACAAAUGUCAGUUUAAUUUUUAAAAUAUAUAUAUAUAUAUAUAUUUCUUCUUACAAAUUCAUAACAGGGUUGACUAUCUGGGAUCAAUAACUAUUCUGGACAAAGGUAGAAAGUUGUUAAGAGAGGACCAACUUUCUUUGAAAAGUUCAAGGUGUCAUUAUGAUGACGUUUAGAUUGUCAUAUGACUUUUUUUAUGUUUUUUUUAAUGGAAUUGCACAUGAGGGGGCGUGGUGACGAUAAAAAGUUGACACAUAGGCCUAACCUGAAACUAAAAUGUAAAAAAAUAUAGAAUUAGGCUAAAUAAUAAAUACAAAUGUACAGUUCUAAUUUCAUUAGAACAGCAAUGUUUCUUUCUUCUUUUUAUUAUUAUUAUUUUUUUAUCAAAGUAUGCAUUUGCGAAUGCAGCAAACGAAAAUAAAUUUAAAAAUGAAGUAGGCCUACAUUUAGGCUAUAUGUUCGAUUUUUGUUGAUUUGCAUAUCGAGGGGUGAGAACCAGAAGGGCGUAAGUGACAUUUUUGGUGAAAUGGAGAUAUACACAUCAAAUGAAAGCUCUUAAUGAGCUCUUUCUACUGGAAAAAGUACUGUCAUCCAUGAGUGUACAAAUGUUUAUUAUAAACAACUGAAAUCAGUACACAAAGUCAGAUCAAACUAUGGUAGAAUUUUUGUUUUGGCUGUCCUGUAAAAUUGGUGAAAUGUCACUUACCCCUCGAUAUAGCCUAUACUGCAUAUAAUAAAUAAGUUGUGUUAGCAUUUACACAUAUUCAUGUUUAAAAUAUUAAGCCUAAUUAAAGACACAAAAAAAGAUUAUCCAUCAAUGACAUCCAUAUUGUGCUAACAAAACACAAAAUAAACGACGUAAACAACUUUUUUUUUUUUUGUUAACAGCCAGUUUUUAAUAACUGCACAAAACAUGAGUAUAUAAGACACAGGCUGGGUUGCCGUCUCCACGUUUCCUCUCCCCCUGCAGCUAGGGAUUGAGUAACACUUUGAUAAAACAGUGUAUCACUUAUCCUGAUAGCCACGGUUCCCCCCGGACCUGUCUGUCCUCUCGUAGAGGGGCGGACCAAUCACAGGCCUAAGGCUUGGUAGUUGUUCCUUUAAAGCACCUGUCUUCAUAACACCUGGCAGACGAGAGAACUGCUUUACGCAUGCUCCCACUCUGCCAUAUCCUCUAUACAGACGCGCUGCUCAACCAAUGGUCUUCAAAUCUUUUCAGAGAUAAAAAAAGCCGCCGCAUCCGUGGAUCUGACAGAUUGCCUGAUCUUCACUAAUGACUGAGGACAUAGCAGGAAAGAACCAGAGGAGACACAAUGCCUAGGUCUUUCUUGGUGAAGAGCAAAAAAGCCCACAGCUACCACCAGCCACGAUCUUUGGAGGAUGACUACAACAGACUUGAUACUAUUUUAGCUCAUAUAUGUGCAGAAAGCAAAACCUCAGACGAGUCUGAGUGCUGUACGGAUGCCCUGACAGGCGACACGGCUGGCGCUUGUUCACCGGACUCUCACCUGCUGGAUCAAGCGGAUCUUUCUUCCAAGUCUCCUCUCAGCUGCGGGGGAAGCGUGUGCGACCGCUCCUCAGAUUACGAAGACUUUUGGCGACCUCCAUCACCAUCAGCAUCACCUGAAUCAGAAAAGUCCUUUUCACCCUCCACUGAGGAAACACAGCCCUUCGCCGUCCCCUUCAGGCCUUACGCGUGGAGCAGGUACUCGGGAUGUGAAAUCAGACAGCUGGUGCAGCAUACUCUCAACCAUCACCACUCUCUGGAUCUAGACCGGCCUACUCCUCCAGCAUAUUACAAUGACCGUGUGGUCGAGUCCUCUCUUUUCACUGAGAGAGGAUCUGGCGCUAGCAUUUACAACAGUUAUAGUUCCACUGCCACCCUAUUCGAGCGCGCCACUGCCUCUGGACUUUAUGAUGACAGCAACAUACUGGGAAAAGGAACUGAGAUGAAAUCCAGCUCUGAUGUGAUGUGUAGUCGUCUCCUGCUGAAUGGCGCAUACAAAUGUAUCAAAUGCAGCAAGGUGUUUUCUACUCCACAUGGCUUGGAAGUUCACGUUCGGAGGUCGCAUAGUGGAACAAGACCUUUUGCUUGCGACAUCUGUGGGAAAACGUUUGGACACGCAGUCAGUCUGGAACAACACAGAGCUGUUCAUUCACAGGAGAGAAGCUUUGAUUGUAAAAUCUGUGGGAAAAGUUUUAAAAGAUCAUCCACUUUGUCCACUCACCUCCUCAUACACUCCGAUACACGGCCCUAUCCGUGCCAGUACUGCGGAAAGAGAUUUCACCAGAAAUCAGAUAUGAAGAAACACACAUUCAUCCACACAGGGGAGAAGCCACACAAAUGUCAGGUGUGUGGGAAAGCUUUCAGUCAGAGUUCCAAUCUGAUAACACACAGUCGAAAACACACCGGAUUCAAACCGUUUGGAUGUGACCUCUGCGGCAAAGGAUUCCAGCGCAAGGUCGAUUUAAGAAGACACAAGGAAACACAACACGGACUGAAGUGAGGAAACACUUCAAGACUUUACCAAACACUAUUGGACAACCCAUCGGGACUUUAAUAGCCGUUUUAAUUUAACAAGCUACAAAUGCUCAUUCAUAAAACAUUAAAUCAGUGUUUUAGAGUAGGCGACAAAUAGCGUUUACAUUAGUUGUAGAGCUGUUUAUGCUUUGUGAGAUUUGCCUACGAGUCAGCAGCAGGCCAGCAGGUCUGGCAGCUUUCAUGGUGAUGUUAUACAGGGUAUCACAGGGUAUCUUGAUCCAAAUCAAUAGCCCGCUGCAGAGACAUGCCAGGCAUAGUGUCUGAACCCAAAAUAUUAUCACCAAAAUAAUCAGGGACGAAAUAUAACCGCCGCGAGAAAGGACACUGUAUCACCCAAAAUAUCAGCUGAAGGAGAGAAAAAUCACCGCAUCUCAAAAGAAUGUCACUGUUUUCAACGCUGCAAAGGGAAUGCUGGCAAAACAAGCACUACAAUAGAUUGCGAGAUUUCAUCAAUAAAAUGAUUGUUUGUGUACUAUAGCCCAACAUAAAUGAUUUGGCAACUUGUCGAAGUCUUUCCAUUCAUCAUUUUUUUCUUUUCUAUUAGGUUCGUUUUCUUUAGCAUAGCCUAAAUAAACAUGUAACAACUCAAUUGUCUAGCCUAUACAUUUUCAAAUAAAUUAAAUCGAUAAAUUAAAUUACAUUUGUUUAAUAUCAUUUACACUAUUUAUUGGAAUAAAGAAUUUUACGGAGAGAUAUUUCGUGUGUAUUUUUGUAUUUUUUGUGUAAUUAUCAAAGUUUGUAUAGCCUAUUGUUUCAUACAGAUUUAUACAAUCUCUGUACGUAGUGCGCAACGAAUAACUUAGGCUAUCUUGAGCUAAGCAUAGGCUUUUUCACUUCAAGCAUUUCAUUAUUUUAAGAAUUCAGUAUUUCAUUACAUGUUUAAAAUAAAAUGAUUUAUUCGAAACAACUGUGGGAAAUUCCAAAUGUGUUCCGCAAUCAGUGCGUUAUUUUCAAGAUGACAAAUAUGGGAAAGACCAAUAGAUAGGUUAAUGGAAAGUCAAGAAUUAUUUUAUAUUAGAAAGGAAAGGGAUGAGAAAAAUGUGGAAAAAUAAAGAUGAUUGAUCAA